Molecule: messenger RNA, 2157 nt
Organism: Sphaerulina musiva SO2202
Lineage: Eukaryota; Fungi; Ascomycota; Dothideomycetes; Mycosphaerellales; Mycosphaerellaceae
Product: MFS general substrate transporter
Exons: 2
Coding region: 177-2039 (620 amino acids)
Biological process (GO): transmembrane transport
Cellular component (GO): membrane
Molecular function (GO): transmembrane transporter activity
Source: RefSeq, a predicted model, not a curated record
CAGCAACCAUUCUGCCUCUUCUCUUCUGCAGCACCAGGGCCUGCCGGCUAUUAUCUACUAUUAUAGGUAGUAUGACGGCACGACCACUUGCUUUCUCCAUCUUUUCACCUUGACUGAUCAAUCAUUCAUUGGAAUAGUUCUAGACCUCAAGGGACUGCCACCCGGGUUGGGUCCUCAUGACCAGCAGUCCAAUGAUGGAGAGCAAAUACAAGACAACUGCCAAGGAAUGUGUGGCCCUAGAUGAGAACAGACGCGAGUCGUACAUGACCGUGGAACAUCCACUGUCACCGACUUCCACCAAUUCCGAUAGCAUAUCCAUUUUCUCGAGACCAUCACGAGAAAUAUACCCCCGGCACAGUCGAGACUCCAGAGACCGUGCUCUUCACCAUGAUUCGUCGAGAGCUUCAUCGACCAAUGCUGUGGGAGGUGUGGUUGCCACCAUGGAGCGAACCUGGACUCAAGGCACUGCUGGCACCACUGGCACCCAGGAUUUGGCCUUCGAAGUGGACUUUGAAGAGGACGACACAUCAAAUCCUCGAAAUUGGUCGCUCCUCUACAAAGCCUUCGUGAUCCUGGUCUUCAGUGUUAGCACCACAACUACUGUCCUCUUCUCGACGUCCUAUACGAGCGCAAUACCUGGCAUGGUUGCCGAAUUCCAUUUGACAGAAAGCGAGGGUAUUUCGGGUGUCACCACGUAUCUGCUUGGCAUGGCCACCGGCAGUGUCGUUCUCGCGCCAUUGAGUGAGAUGUAUGGGAGGAGGCCCAUCUACCUGAUCACCAUGGCACUGUUUGCGAUCCUCGCUGUGCCAUGCGCAGUCGCACAGAAUAUUGGCACAAUCCUGGCAGCGAGAUUCUUCGUUGCUUUCUGUGCCGCCGCCAUGAUCAGCAAUGCGCCCGGCACCGUCAACGACAUAGUGGACGAGGACAACAGAGCCCUGGCAUUCUCGGUCUGGAGUAUAGGCCCAAUGAAUGGGCCCGUGAUAGGUCCUCUUGUCGGUGGUUUUGUUUUCCAGUAUCUAGGCUGGAGAUGGACGAACUGGGUCGUGGUCAUCGCCGGCGGUGUCGCGUGGAUAGCCGUCGCCAUCGUGCCUGAGACGUACACACCUUCAUUAUUACGAAAGAAGGCAGCAAAGCGUAGAAAAGACACGGGAAACGAUAAGUACUGGAGUCGGUACGACGACAAGCUCAGCUUCUUACCCUUGCUGAAGGUCAACCUCACCAGACCUUUUGUCUUGGCGGUCACGGAACCAAUCUGCAUCUUUUGGGAUGUCUAUAUCGCACUCGUUUACGGCAUCCUCUACAUGUGCUUCGUGGCAUAUCCCAUUGUAUUUCGCGACCUCCGAGGCUGGAACCCCAGUUUCACGGGCCUUUCUUUCCUUGGCACAGGCGUCGGGUCGAUGAUUGUGAUUGUAUGCGAGCCCCUCCUUCGCCGUAUGAUCAACGCCCACAAGCACGAUCCGGAGACUGGUCGCCCUUUCCCAGAAGCCAUGGUCAGCGUCGUAUGUAUUGCUUCAAUUCUCGUCCCCAUCGGUCAAAUCAUCUUUUCCUGGACCUGCACGCCCGACAAAGCUCAUUGGGUGGUGCCCAUCUUAGCUGGGAUCCCCUUUGGAGCGGGAAAUGCUGGAGUCUUCAUCUAUGCCUCCAACUACCUGGUGCAGAGUUAUGACAUAUAUGCCGCAUCUGCAUUGGCCGGCAAUGCAGUUCUCCGAUCCGUCAUGGGAGCCACGCUGCCUCUGGCGGGACCCUCGCUCUAUUCCACACUGGGGCCCAACUGGGCCGGAACGCUUCUCGGUUUGCUGGAAGUGGUGUGCAUUCCCAUACCAUUCGUAUUCUACUACUACGGACAUAGAAUCAGGGAGAAGUCUGUGUUGAUUAAAGAAAUGGCAGAAGAGCAACGCCAGCGAGACGCAAAGCAGAAACGGGCAGCUGACAGGCUGGCGAGGCGUAAGGAGGCAGAAGCUCAUGCGGGUGCGGCGGCCAAGGAGACCAAGGCCGGACUGGAGAAAGACAUUGAAAAAGGAUUCGAUUGCGGGAAGUAGUUGGGCUUACUGACUGUCCAGAGGAUAGAGGUGAACGAGAGCAUUACAUGGGACAGUUUGGGCACAGUAGAACGGGGACAGAAAACAUCACCAAAUACAGGCUAAUGACCAGAUUAUG